Molecule: messenger RNA, 4370 nt
Organism: Rana temporaria (common frog)
Lineage: Eukaryota; Metazoa; Chordata; Amphibia; Anura; Ranidae
Gene: TRERF1
Product: transcriptional regulating factor 1
Exons: 15
Coding region: 622-3978 (1118 amino acids)
Biological process (GO): regulation of transcription by RNA polymerase II; negative regulation of DNA-templated transcription
Cellular component (GO): histone deacetylase complex; transcription regulator complex
Molecular function (GO): transcription corepressor activity
Source: RefSeq, a predicted model, not a curated record
GAAGUGACAGAUGAGAGAUAGCGGUGACAGCCAAUCACAAGGUAUUUCUAUCACAAAGUGACAGCAUGAAAAAAACUGCAGAGAGAGCAGAGGGUAGGGAAGAGGGCCAGGCCAAUCCGGGGCCAGAGUACAGUAACCAAUAAAGAGCAGGCCCCGCACACACCAAUGGCCGGCCCUCUUACAUCCGACUUCAGGAACUGGCUUUGCUUUCGAGAUUGCUUGGCAGGAGGGAGAGAUCUGCAUGGCCAAAUAUCAGAGUCCCCUUCCUGCAGCUGCAGCCGAGUCCCCUGGAAUAUCCUGCAACACACCUCCCCCUCCCCCUCCUCCCCCUCCUCCUCCUGUGUCCCCCCAGCAAUCCCUCCCCAGCUGGAUCUAAAAGAAGAAGACGACAAGAUGGAGCUUCGGUCAAUAAUUUCGCCCAAGUCCUGUCCUCCACUGAAUGAAGAUGCCUCGCUUUGCCUGUCUGAAGAUCUUCUGUAUUUAUAACUGCCAGGGGCCCUUCAUCCAGAUAAAUGGGCACGCUCAAUACUUGACCGCACUUUUUAUUACCACUUUCAUAUCUCUCAGGGACAUUUUCCUAUAUGGGCGCUGCUGCAAUCAAGUCAGGGAAGUCCAGUCACCAUGGAAGAUCAGCAGAUCUACAAGACUCACCUGACAUCCAACAGCAGCGAUAGUUUGUAUUAUCAACAAAUGCAACAUCAGUCCAGCAACCAGGUGCUCCACCACAGCUAUGACUCCGUAGACAUGAACGCCUCCGAGUCAUCCUCUUCCUCCCCCCACUUAUCUCAGGACUCCAGAGAUGUCACUUCAGGGGUUCAGGUGGAAGUGUCCAGGUCAUCUCCGUGGGCAAACGCUGGGUUUGCAAAUCACAGUGGAGCCCACGGUGGUUUAAAUUGCUUUGAACAAAGCUUGCAGUGGAAUCCACAAAGUAACGUAGACGAUGGAUAUCAGGUUUCCUACUAUCCUCAGCUUGACAAUCACCCUAAAACGACCAGCGGGGCCUUACACAAACUGGACUCUUUCACACAAGUUUUUGCACGGCAGAAUUUAAGGAUUCAUGCCAUGUCUCAGGGUUUACCCCAGCCGUCGCCACUGCUGGACGCUGACAGCACACUCAGGCAGCUGUUGUCACUCAAGGCGUCGGGCGAGGAGCAGACGCAACCUAGCACCCUAGCUAGGUACUCUCAGGUCUCCCAGCAGAUGCACCAAGGAUUGGCAGAUCCGCCUCAGAAGCAUUCACUGCAACAGCCUCAGACACAUUUUUAUUACGAGUAUUUGCAGCCCCCCCCUCAGGCAUCCCAGUCUAUGCAGCAGGGGCAUCAGUUCAGGCAACAGGCGCAAACCCAACAGGUACUACAGCAGCAUCCACAGGAAAGCCAGCAGAUGCAGUAUUAUAUGCAGCAGCACCCAGGAGGACAGCAGAGGCCCUCAACGCAGCAGUUUUCUGGUCAGAUGUCUCAGUAUUACCCUGUACAGUCUGCAGAACUGCAUCACAAUAUACAACAACCUCAGCAACAUCACAUGCAGCUUCAGCAACAGUCAUAUAAUGAAGAUUGCACAGCAAAGGCUGAAAAUUACCAGCAGGACCACUCCCAGAGCAUGCAGCUGAUUCAGCUGGGGUCAGUUCCACAGUAUGUGUAUCAAAACACGCAGACGCUUCGGCAUCCUUACAAACAAAACUUGACGCCACGGCAGCAUCUACCACAGGAGGCCAGCCCACAGAAACAGUAUAACGUGGAAAAUCGGCAAACAGUUCUCAUGGAUAGUCCAGUGGCAAUGCCCAGUGCAGACCAGUUAGAUAACAACUACAACCAGGAGGCUCUGGGAAUUUUGGCCAACACUACUCACCAGCAAGUCCUAGCUGCAGACAACAGCCCUUACAUACUUGGCAGCCAAGGUCUUCACCACUCGCCUACCACACCUUGGCCACAGCCUGUUCCAGAUGGAAAGACAAAGACCAUCUCUCCGGAUAACAGGACCCUGCUCCCAUGCUCCGUGUGCUUUAAGGAGUUCAGAAGCCUGCCAGCUUUGAAUGGCCACUUGAGGUCGCAUGGUGGGGUGAGAACCAACACGGCCCACAAACAGGAGGAAGGGGAGAAGUCGCAGUCUAGCGAGGCGGAGAACCUCACCCCCAUCGUUAUGCCUGUCUCUGUGCCUGUAAAGCUUGCGCCUCCAGAGCCUAAUGCACAGCCCAUCAGCAAAGCAGAGAAGCUCAAGGGCUGUGCAUCCGAUGACGAAAUGCCCAUCCUAACGAGGAUGACUUUUACCCCGCCGUCCUCUCCAAAAGUGGUCAGCUCAUGCGCCUCUUCUGAAACAAUCAGAAUGCAUCAUCAGUCUGGUACGAAAUUGCGUAAACCAGAAGAUCACACCAAACCUCUCCAGGAAAGAAGAAAGUACCGCCAUAGGCCCGAGCCUCUCUUCAUACCACCUCCUUCCUUCAAUGUGAAUAUGUCUCACUCAGGAGCAACUUUGUACCAAAGCCAACUCCGCUCUCCACGCAUUAUUGGAGAGACGCUGCUGGGAACCCACGAGCUGCCGACUUACACACCGCCUCCGAUGCUCAGCCCAGUGCGCCAGGGUUCAGGACUCUUCAGUAGCGUCAUCACAGCUGCACAUAAUGCCCACCUCCCUCUCACACCUCUGACGCCCACUCCAAGAGUGCUGCUUUGUCGCUUCAAUAGCAUUGACGGAACUGGUGCGAUUGUAACACCUGGGCCUGGAGAACACACUGUUGAUGUUGAACCGAGGAUUAAUAUUGGAUCAAGAUUCCAGGCAGCGAUCCCAAAUUUCCAGUGUCGGCCAUCACCGAAGAAGGAGAUGCACAAAGCCACUCUGGUGUGGAAGCCUUUGCCGGAUCUAGAGAAGGAGGAGUCACAGAAAAAAGUGGAGGUGUUCCUGAGCAUGUCCUGCUCCAGUGUCCUGCCAGGCGGAGGAACCAAUUUGGAGUAUGCUCUGCAUUCCCUCUUUGACACCAAUGGGAACAUCAUGAGCGCUCUGGAGAUGCUGCUAUUGAAAGAAAUGCCAAGGCUAAAAAGCCACCCACUAGCAGACUACCACUAUGCAGGAUCAGACUAUUGGAACAACAACGAGAAGAAGAGCUUUAAUAAAGCUUUAAUUACCUGCAAUAAAGACUUCUUCUAUGUUCAAAAGAUGAUAAAGACAAAAACGGUGUCACAGUGUGUGGAAUAUUACUAUACAUGGAAGAAAAUACUGCACAUGGGUCGUCGCCAUAGAACGCGCAUGGUUGAACUUAAUGAAGAUGACACCACAAGCGUGGAUGAUGUUGAUGAUGAAGAACUUGAAAACAGAAAACAUGAAGAAAACUCUGAGCCAGCUCAGAAAUCGCCAGAUCCCCUCCACCCCGCAGAGGUGGGCAAUUUAGUGGCUGAAAACAUUGGCCCUCCUGCUGUUUCAUUUGUGUGCGAAAUGGGAAACUGUGGAGCUACGUUCUGCUCCAAGCAAGCAUUGAACGGUCACGCUCGUAUUCAUGCCGGGACGAGUGUUCACAGCAAAGUGUUCUCAUCUGCUGGCGCAAGCAGACAGAAGUCCGGCACACAGACUGGAUACUGUUCUGUGAAGAGCUCCCCUGCACACAGCACCACCAGCGGAGAAACCGACACCACGUCUGCGUUUCCCUGUAAAAUCUGCGGCAAGGUCUUCUACAAGAUCAAGAGCCGGAAUGCACAUAUGAAGACUCACAGGCAACAGGAGGAGCAACAGAAACAAAAGGCUCAGAAAGCCGCCGUGGCAGCUCAAAUGGCUGACACUAUUUCCAGAACCCCUAGAAGGACUAUUGUGCCCACUGAUGGCAUCAUGCUGUUCGACCACUUUAGUCUUCUUAAACCCACCGAGGAGGAUUUUGAUGACGACGUGGCCCAGGAUCUACAGGAUGUCUUGGAGGAGACAGAGGUGAUGCACUCUUAUCUAUUACUGGACGAAGAGGAUGUGGAUCUCCUGCAGGAUGGUGCUGACUUGUAACCUGCUGUCAUGGCUGGUCAUCAAAGCAUAAUGGGACUUGUUAUCAGGGAGUCUUGUACCUCUUUCAUUGAGUGGAGUGGACAUGUGGGACUUGUCAUCAAGGUGUCUUGUACUUAUACCUCCUUCAUUGAGUGGAUUAUACACGUGGACACGUGGGACUUGUCAUCAGGGUGUCUUGUACCUCCUUCAUUGAGCGGAUUAUACACGUUUCCACUGAGGAAACUGCAGUGGUAUACAUUGCAAAGAUCUGUUUGGGUGCCUUAUUGCCACUAACAUAAACGAAUCGUCUGGUGACUAUGACGAGCAGUUUGGUGUUCUAUGGUAUGGACUGUUCCAUUUUAUGCUUUGCAUAGAAAACGUUUUCUUUAUUAAAAUGGUUUUAAUUGUUUACA